UUUUAUUUAUAAGAUUUUUUUCAUUUUCAUUUUUGUACGUGAAUAAUUAACUUUUAACUUUUUUAAAAUAGAACUUGAAACAAUUUUUCAAAACAAACAUUCAAUCUUAAUAGAAUAACAUAAACUAAUUCUUACAAAAAUGCUCAGGUAUCACUAUUUUUCUAUCAAGUUCAACGUGGUAGAGAUCAUAACCGUCACACCUCUUCAUAAUUAAUUAACGAAUGCGAUACUAUCCAUACUGUAGUUAGUUGAAUAUAUCCACGUAAAAUAGAUAGUGGGUAUGAUGUUAAAUCCUAAAGAGACUCCUAAUGAUGACAAAACUCGGCGUAACAUUACUGGAAGAAGUGUGAACCAGAAAAUUUGGCCUUUCUUGGAGAUUACAUCUAAAGAAGAAACUACUGAACCAGUUCUUUGUUCUUUUCACCAACCAUCAACUAAUUCGAAUAGAAUAGUGAAGCCAUUCUUAGAGAGAAGUGAAAUAAACAGUCGACGUAGUGAUUUAGAGAAUGACUUAGAAUGUUUUCAUUGUGCCAUGGGAGCAAUUUUAGGAAUAGCUCAACUAUUUGGAGUACUACCACUUUCCGGAAUAAGGUCGUCUUCACCCAAGAAACUCAGUUUCAAUUUACGUUCUUCUAGAACUCUUUACAGUUUUUUUAUUAUGUUUUUAUUAAUAUUUAUGGCAGUGGUAUCUUUAAUGCAUAUGAUAAAAACAUUAAGGGCUGAUACAUUUGGCAAACAUGGUGGGAUUGGAGCUGCAACAGCAGGUGCCAUCUUCUAUGGUAACAGUCUUUUUGGUUUAGUGUUAUUCAUGUGGCUAUCCCCCCGGUGGAUUUCACUCCAAAAAGAAUGGCGAUCAAUGGAGCUUUAUCUUGGAAGGUGUAAACAAUCCAGACCUAGACUACGUUGGAAAUUUAAAUUGAUAGCAAUCAUUGUCAUGAGUAUUGCACUUAUUGAACAUAUUCUUAGUAUUAUUAAUAAUGUACCUGAAAAAGAUGUAGCGGCUUUAGAGAAAAAUGCCACUUGGAAAAGUUAUUUAAGAAUCUAUACAAUCAAUUCGCAUGGUUUUGUACUAACUACUUUUAAUUAUAAUAUUGGACUGGGUUUAUUUUUAUUUAUAAUAAGCAAAAUUGCUACUUUUCUAUGGAAUUUUACGGAUUUAUUUAUCAUGUUGGUAUCAACGGGUUUAGCAGAAAGAUAUAAACGCCUAAAUCAUAUUUUACUGAAGAGCUCCAAUACAAAAAUUGCGAAUUUAGAUUGGCGUGAGUUUAGAGAAUAUUAUGCCUCUCUUAGUGCAUUAGUAAAACGGACAGAUAAUGAUAUUUCUCCAAUUAUUUUACUAUCAUUUGUUAAUAACUUAUAUUUUAUUUGUCUUCAACUUUUAAAUGGCUUAUCGAUUGAAGAUAAUGGACUGUUAAAUUCAGUAUACUUUUUUUUUUCUUUUGCUUUUCUCGUCGGAAGAACAGUUGCUGUGACUUUAUUUACUGCUAGGAUAAAUGAUCAAAGCAAGAUUGUGCUGCCAGUACUCUACAAUUGUCCUGGAUCGAAUUAUACCAUCGAGAUUCAACGAUUACAAUUCCAGCUCACAAGUGAUGAUAUUUGUUUAACAGGAUUAAAGUUUUUUUCCAUUACUCGAAAUUUUAUGCUUGCGGUCGCUGGUGCUAUUGCUACAUAUGAAGUUGUUUUACUACAAUUCAACGUGGCUAUGAAUCAAUGAAAACUCAAUGAACUUCAAAUGUUUCUACAGAAAACAAUGAGUAUAGUACUGUAUACCGAUAAUUCUUUGAACAAUGAAAUAAAUCAAAAUAGUAGAAUUUUAAAAAAUACUAGUAUGAAAAUGUGGCCUUUUGUGGAGAUGCGGAAUAAAGUAGACUCUGGUAAUCCAGUGUUUUAUUCAUUCAACCAGCCAUCAGCAGCAAAAUCACGUUUGGAAACAACUGAAGAAAAUACAAACGAUAAAGCAACAAAAAGUGAUCCAGAAUAUUUUCAUUGUGCAAUAGGUCCAAUUUUAGGAGCAGCUCAAUUAUUUGGAGUAUUACCACUUUCUGGAAUAAGAUCAUCUUCACCACAAAAACUCCAAUUCCAGUUAUAUUCAUUCAGAACUCUUUACUGUGCAAUUAUGAUAGUUUUAUUGAUCUUCAUGACAAUCACAUCAAUAUUGCAUAUGUUUAAAAAUUUAAAAUCAGAUAAAAUUGGACUUAAUGAUGGAAUUGCAGCAGCAACAGCAGGUGCUAUCUUUUAUGGAAAUAGUCUUAUCGGUUUGGGAAUGUUCAUGUGGUUAUCACCCCGAUGGAUUUCACUCCAAAAAGAAUGGCGAUCAAUGGAGCUUUAUCUUGGAAGGUGUAAAUCAUGUAAACCUAAACUUCGUUGGAAAUUUCGGAUCAUAACAGUUGUUAUUAUGGGUACUGCCCUUUUGGAACAUGUUAUUAGUAUUAUUGUCAACAUACCAGAUAAAGACAUCGCUGCUCUUAAUAAAAGUACAACCUGGGAGGAUUAUGUGAGAAUUUAUUCUAUUAAAUCUCAUGGUUUUAUUCUUUCAAGUCUUGAUUAUAAUAUUAGCCUGGGAAUAUUUUUAUUCAUCAUCAGCAACAUAGCAACAUUUACAUGGAACUUCACAGAUGCAUUUAUUAUGCUAAUAUCAACAGGUUUGGCAGAACGUUAUAAGUAUUUGAAUAAUGUUUUAUUGAAUUAUUCUGAAGAAAAAGUUGCUACAUUAGAUUGGCAUGAAUAUAGAAAAUAUUUUGCCUUGCUAAGUUCAUUAGUAAAAAGAGUCGACAGUGAUAUUUCACCAAUCAUUUUACUGUCAUUUAUGAACAAUUUAUAUUUUAUAUGUCUUCAACUUUUGAAUGGUUUCUCAUUCGAUGAGACUGGAGUGUUACGAUCAAUUUAUUUUUACUUUUCUGUCAUUUUUUUGGUCUGCAGAACAAUAGCUGUGAUUUUACUUACUUCUAGAAUCAAUGAUUACAGUAAAAUUGCUCUACCAGUACUUUAUAAUUGUCCUGGAUCCAAUUUUACAAUUGAGACCGAACGACUGCAAUUUCAACUUGUCACUGAUGACAUUUGUCUAACAGGUUUAAAGUUUUUUUCCAUCACCCGAAAAUUCAUGCUUGCGGUUGCUGGUGCAAUUGCUACUUAUGAAAUUGUACUUUUACAAUUCGACGUCGCUAUGCAUAAAUGAAAAGUAUUGGUAAGCUUUUUUAUGUGAAUGCCAGAGAUAAUCUUUUAAUUUGUUUAUGUUGUA
Chelonus insularis is the source of this 3238-nucleotide messenger RNA. RefSeq lists its product as uncharacterized. Gene Ontology annotation, biological process: sensory perception of chemical stimulus; detection of chemical stimulus involved in sensory perception of taste. Gene Ontology annotation, molecular function: taste receptor activity. The transcript has 18 exons. Lineage: Eukaryota; Metazoa; Arthropoda; Insecta; Hymenoptera; Braconidae. Gene Ontology annotation, cellular component: membrane. The record is from RefSeq and is a predicted model, not a curated record.